CUCGUUGUCAAUGCAAUCAUGUCGUCGUCGUCGUCGGCGUCGUCGUCCUUGUCGUCAAAUACCAAUGUGACCCACCCAAAGAUCCAAACAGAGUCCAAACACGAUAUUCUCUACCUCCAAUCCAUCCUCACCUCCCACGCCCUCUCCUCACCCCUCCUCACUUCUCGCUCACAACAAGACCGUGACACCCUCACCGAGCGCAUCCAAUCCUGGAUAUCAUCCAUAUUCACUAUUGCAAAACCCAAUAUCCUCAUCAACGGGAUAGAGUAUGACGAGGCGUUCAAGGAAAUUGUCGAGUAUGAACCCACGUCUGAGGAAUUGGCUCAAAAGCUUGCAAAUAUCCAUGCGCAAGUGACGGGAUUGCAAGUUGCCAUGGCGCACAUGCGUACCAGUGUGCCCAUGGCCGUGCGCGACCUUGUUGAGCGCGAAUGCGCAUUAGCAACCGAGUGCUCGAAUGCCCAGAGUGUGAGCCUUGGGGAUGUGGAUAAGAGCAGUGUUGAGGAGACGAGUGGGAAUCUCGACUAUUCGCGACUAUCGGACGUGUAUAAAACGGUCGUGACGCGCCCAGCGGCAUUAAACGCGACUCUGCAAGGCACAUGUGAUAAAUUGACGAGAGCUCAAGAGAUUGUUGGGCAGAAGGGACAAGAGGUGCUGGAAGACAAGGAGAAUCUUGGAGGGGAGGAACUAUCAAGUGUGACUCCCAGACGGGCGAGAACGGGCCUAUUAACGUCCUUGGGUGUCCCUGUUUAAAAUAUACUUGUUUUUAUGCAUACCAUUGGGUCUUGA
This is a messenger RNA of Spizellomyces punctatus DAOM BR117, 786 nucleotides long. RefSeq lists its product as uncharacterized. Gene Ontology annotation, cellular component: kinetochore. NCBI's taxonomy places the organism in Eukaryota, Fungi, Chytridiomycota, Chytridiomycetes, Spizellomycetales, Spizellomycetaceae. The coding region runs from base 19 to 750 and encodes 243 amino acids. The record is from RefSeq and is a predicted model, not a curated record. Gene Ontology annotation, biological process: mitotic sister chromatid segregation. The transcript has a single exon.